This is a messenger RNA of Schizosaccharomyces cryophilus OY26, 1958 nucleotides long. RefSeq names its product transcription factor Prr1. The record is from RefSeq and is a predicted model, not a curated record. The transcript has 6 exons. Lineage: Eukaryota; Fungi; Ascomycota; Schizosaccharomycetes; Schizosaccharomycetales; Schizosaccharomycetaceae. Bases 119 to 1744 code for a protein of 541 amino acids. Gene Ontology annotation, molecular function: sequence-specific DNA binding; DNA-binding transcription factor activity; phosphorelay response regulator activity. Gene Ontology annotation, biological process: regulation of DNA-templated transcription; phosphorelay signal transduction system.
GUAACAUAGCCAUGUCCCCUUGUCAACUAUUCUUACCAGGAACCAACACCAUUGUUGCGAAUAAUUAAUAUCAAACGUCUCUGAGAAUCGACCUUUUGGUCACUAAAACACAGAGAAGAUGCCGUCUUCGAGCGGGUCCUCCGACUUUGUGCGAAAACUCUUCAACAUGUUGGAAGAACCCGAGUAUCGCCAUAUUUUGCGCUGGAGCGAUACUGGAGAUUCUUUUAUUGUGUUGGAUACGAACGAGUUUACAAAGACGAUUUUACCUCGACAUUUUAAGCACAGCAACUUUGCUAGUUUUGUUCGACAGUUAAAUAAAUAUGACUUUCACAAAGUGCGUAAUGAGGACGGGGCUCCUUCCAUUUAUGGUGAAGGUGCUUGGGAAUUUCGCCAUGAUGAUUUUCAACUGCAUCAUAAAGAUCUGCUAGAUAAUAUAAAGCGUAAGGCUCCUUCAAAACGUAACAUGUCGAGUGACGCUGCUACUCCCGCCAUUGAAAACCUUCGGCAACGAGUUGAUGGUAUCCAUGACUUUCAAAAAUCUUUGGAUACGAACCUUGCUGGUCUUGCAAACAGUUACCAAACUAUUCUUUUAAAGCUGUUCGAACUCAAACGAGGAAUUGAGUCAAGAGACUUACUCAUUGGUAGCCUCAUAUCUUAUUUAUGUGAUAUGGAAAGCAAUAAUCAGCAACAAACUACUUCCAACUCCAUGUUUGUUCCUUCUCAUCCACUUCAAAAAUUAAUCGAUGGCUAUCAAUCCAUCACAAAGGGACAAAAUCUCACUCCUGUCUCGUCUAUGCCUCAUAUUCCUGCGUCUCAACCAUUGGCAACACCGUCUUCUGCGUCCAAGAUUGCUAUGGAUUCAACCCUUGCCAGUCAAGGCACUCACAGAUCAUUAUAUGCGACACCUUCUUCAGAUUAUGAUCUAGCUGGCAAGGAGAAGCAGACUAAUGGAACGGCUUCUGCUACCUCGCUAAAUACAUCUUUGUCUGCGAAUGGACCACCAAAUUUACCACACCACCCUGCCUUCUCUAUUUAUGAAAAAUACCCUCCUAUUCCUCAACCUACUGAACCGACAUACAGCCCUCAUCUAGAGCAAAAUCCAUCCAUAUCUAAAUCGUAUUCCCAAUUAUCGGUAGAGUCUUUAGCAAAAUCAAAUCCCGUAACGGAUUCCUAUUCUUUAAUGGCUUCUAAUAUGUCUGUUACUGGAGGUAUUUGGCGAAGGCAGCCUCGUAUUCUCCUAGUUGAGGAUGAUGAAGUUUCAAGAAGGAUGACUAUCGAUUUUCUAACUCUUUUUGAUUGCCAAGUAGAGGUUGCUGUUGAUGGUAUAAGCGCUGUAAAUAAAGCAAAUAGUGGUGGUUACGACUUGAUCUUGAUGGAAUUCAUACUUCCUCAACUAGAUGGUCUCUCAGUUACGUGCCUUAUCCGCCAAUAUGAUCAAAAUACUCCAAUAGUGGCUAUUACGUCUAAUCUAUCCAUGGACGAUGCUGUCAAUUACUUUAAUCAUGGCGUUACUGAUCUUCUAGUAAAACCUUUUACCAAAUCGUCAUUACUACAUACAUUGAAAAAGCAAUUAAUGAAUUUGUUACAACAAAAUUCUACUGUUAGCUUAUCAUCAGGCUCACCAGGAGAGGAUUUAAAAGACAGCAAACAGCCUGUUUCUUUUUAUUUAGAAACCGACACACCGAUGUUUCCGGCUCGUGUGUUGCAGGACCCUGUUCAGUCUGGUAUUCAUCCUCCACAAUAAUACCGAUGACAAUACAACCUUUUGCAUGGUAUUUACAAAGCAGGUCUUUUGCUUCAUUAAUUUUUUAUUCUAGAUGCUUUAACUGGUUAUGACUUGUAUUAUAAAUAUAUUUUGCUGCAAUAUAGUUAAGGUAUGUGUUUUUUUCUCUUUUAUAUAAAGGAAACCCCAAAAUUAUAAUGGGUUUAAUACUAUUGUUCAAUUGUUAUAUGCUUAC